UUUUAGUAGCAAUGAAACUGCUUUUACAUAAUUUACUUUCUUCAAAAUUUUUGAAAGGAGUCAAUACUGGAUUUCCUUUAAUUUUGCGUGUUACUAAAAGCGAGAAAAUAGAAUUGGGCGAAAACGAUGCUGAACAAUUUGUAAAACAAAUGAUGCCGAGAUUGGAUUAUAACGCUUUUCGAGAUGCCGCACAAAUUGUGGAUCAGGAACAGGCUGUUGAUUUGCCCAGUAAUUUGCCUAAUGAUUGGGAGAGUAAUUCUGAUUUUUUGAAAAAGAUGUAUUCACUGUUGGUGGGUGUAGAAAUUGUGGAGGGUGAAAUGGAAUGCCCGGAAACUCAUCGAAUCUUUCCUAUUAGUGAAGGCAUUCCAAAUAUGUUAGCUCGAGCCGACGAAAUUGAAGAAGAAUAAAACAAGAGACAAUCAAAAAUUUUUGAGACAAAAUCCUUUUUUGAUUUUUCGAUGUUUUUAAUUAAUAAAGGCAAA
This is a messenger RNA of Meloidogyne enterolobii, 482 nucleotides long. Lineage: Eukaryota; Metazoa; Nematoda; Chromadorea; Rhabditida; Meloidogynidae. The record is from the annotation of a GenBank genome assembly.